AUGCACUACGGGACCACCAGCGUCGCCGUGGACGCCAUGAUCAUGUUGGUGCACGCGACCACCAACGUCCUGCGAACGCAAUCGCCAUGUCAAGCGCACAACACGCGGCAAUGCACGCCUGCCAAGCUGCUCGGAUCGACCUCCUCUUCCUCCUCCAGGCCCUCCUCAACAUCGCCGGCGACGACGGCAUGGGGGAGACGACGGCGGCGGCUGCGGAAGUCGACCCCAACGAAGGCGGAUCCUCCUCAGCAUCCCAGGCUCCUCCUCCUUCAGAGCAAGCAAUGUACACAGAUCAGCUGUGUUUCAAAUUACAGAGCAAGCAAGCAAGGCACUGGAGAUGACCAAAUUACAGAGCCCUGUACUUCUUCUCACCAGCAGCAGCACGAGAAGGGGAGCUCCGGCGGCAGCACACGAGCAGGGGAGCUCCGGGCGGCAGCACACGAGAAGGGGAGCUCCAGGCGGCAGCACGAGCAGGGGAGGAGCAGCAAGUUGCGGAGAAGCAGCAGAAGGGGCUCCAUCUUGAGGUCUAGGACCGCGAAAGAGCUUGAGGAUGAGCUUGAGGGAGCUCGUGGUCCAGGCGGAGCUUGUCCAAGCGCUCGAGACCCAGCCGCACGCGAGUACUGGGCGGCGGCGGCGCAGGCCCUGCGAGGAAGGAGGGGAUAUCGUGGGCGCAGGUACUGGGCGGCGGAGGAGCACGUCCUGUGCGGCGAUGGAGCAAGCAGGGCGGCGCAGGUCCUUGGCGGCGGAGGAGCAUGUCCUGUGCGGCGACGGAGCAAGCAGGGCAGCACGGGUCCUAGGCUGCGAAGGAGCACGUCUAGUGCGGCGGCGGAGCAAGCAAUUGGGCGGCGCAGGUCCUGGGCUGACGACUGGCCCUGGUGACACGCGCCGACGACGGGCGGAGGAAGAAGGAAGGAGACGCGACCUGUAUGGCGACCUGUUUGUAACAAAUUUGAAGUUAUGAGGGUGUUUUUGAAAAAUUGGCAUUACACUACGCUGUGGACAACUUUUCCCGGACGGAGGGAGUAGGUAGGAGGCAACCCUUUCACCUAUUUUUUCUUUGUUCUGUUUAGCACAUGGAUACUUAAAAGGAUUGGGAGGAGGUGGCGUAAAAAGUAAGAGAAAGGAAUUCAACAAGUGAUGAUAGGAGAAUAAAGUAUACUUCAAGGAUUUGA
Messenger RNA from Triticum aestivum (bread wheat), 1172 nucleotides. RefSeq lists its product as uncharacterized. Bases 1 to 879 code for a protein of 292 amino acids. The transcript is spliced from 3 exons. The record is from RefSeq and is a predicted model, not a curated record. Lineage: Eukaryota; Viridiplantae; Streptophyta; Magnoliopsida; Poales; Poaceae.